AUGCUCGCUGCGGCGCGUGCACGAACCCUCUCCGCCCGUGUCGCCCACAGCACACUCCGCGCAGGCAAACCUCAGGCCACCGCCCUCUCUGCCGUCCGGCGGAUUGCCCCCUCCUCCUCUCGUUCCAUCCAGUCCGUAGCCCAGACAGACCGUGACACAAUCACGCGCCUGCUCUACUCCCUCGGCACGAAGCGUGAGGUCGAGCGCCACCUCCGUAUUUUCUCCUCCGCCUCGCACCCCUCCCAGCCUGCCAAGUUCGCUGUCGUCAAGGUCGGCGGCGCCGUCCUCGGCGACCUCGACGAGCUCGCGCUCUCCCUCAGCUUCCUCUACCGCCUUGGCCUCUACCCCGUUGUCCUGCACGGUGCCGGGCCGCAGCUGAACGACAUCAUCGAGCGCGAGGGCAUCGUCCCUGACUACAUUGACGGUAUUCGGGUCACCGACGCCAGGACGCUGCAGAUCGCCCGCCGCGUCUUCCUCGAAGAAAACCUCAAGCUCGUCGACGCACUCGAGAAGCUCGGCACGCGCGCGCGCCCGAUCAACUCGGGCGUAUUCACCGCCGACUUCCUCGACAAGGACAAGUACGGUUUGGUCGGGCGCAUCACGCGCGUCGACCGCCGCCCGCUCGAGGCCGCCAUCCGCGCGGGCGCGCUGCCCAUCCUCACGAGUCUGGCGGAGAGCCCAGAUGGCCAGAUCUUGAACGUGAAUGCGGACAUUGCGGCGGGCGAGCUCGCGAAGGAGCUUGAGCCGAUGAAGAUUGUGUUUUUGAACGAGAAGGGCGGGCUGUUCCAUGGUGUGACGGGGGAUAAGCUGGAUGUGAUCAAUCUCGAUGAGGAAUACGACGGGCUCAUGAAGCAGCCGUGGGUAAAGUACGGCACGAAGCUGAAGCUGCGCGAGUUCAAAGAGCUCCUCGACCACCUCCCGCGCUCCUCCUCCGUCGCCGUCAUCAAGACCGCCGACCUGCAGCGCGAGCUGUUCACCGACUCGGGCGCGGGCACGCUCAUCCGGCGCGGCUACCGCCUCUUCAAGCACCACUCCAUCAAAGAGUUCGGCCCCGACCGCCUCCGGCAGGUCAUCCACGACCGCGACCCGGACGUGCGCGCGGGGCUCGCGAGCGUCGCGGGCGUCCUGCACGACAUCAACCAGACGGAGUACACCAUCUACGGCGACGAGCCGCUCGACGCCGUCGCGGUCGUCACGCACCCGGCGGGCGAGGUCGCGGUGAUGACGAAGCUGCUCGCGUCGCGCGCGGGCGUGCUCAACUCGGUCGUGGACAACGUCUUUGCGGCGAUCAAGAAGGACCACCGGAAGCUGUUCUGGACGGCGCAUGCGGACGACGAGAACCGCGCGUGGCACUUUGAGCAUGCGGACGGGAGCUUCACGCGCGCGGGCAAGAGUCUGUUCUGGUAUGGCGUGCAGGAUGUUGCGGAGGUGGAGCGUGUUGUGCGCGAGCUGGAGAAGAGCGGGAGGCUGGAUAGGGCGUAUCUCCCUGUGGGGCCGAGUGCGCCGCCGCACCGCGCGGCUGGGUCUUCUGCUGCUGCCAGCGGUGGUGCAGGUGGGCUGAGGGGCUUCUCGACCCUCGCGCGGCGCACGCAGCCCUCUGGCGCUCGCGGGUACGCUACCGCCGCUCCGGAGCCGUCGACGGAGACGAAGCGCGUUGCGCUCAUCGGCGCGCGCGGGUACACCGGGCAGACGCUGACGUCGCUUCUAUCCGCGCACCCGCACCUCGAGCUCGCGGCGGUGUCCUCAAGGCAGCUCGCAGGGCGCCCGCUGGAGGGGUACGCCAAGUCUGCGGUGACGUACUCGAAUCUGACGCCAGAGGACGUCGAGCGGAUGGAGAAGGACGGCGAGGUGGACGCGUGGGUGAUGGCGCUGCCCAACGGCGCGUGCAAGCCGUUCGUGGACGCCGUCGGGAAGGGCGCAGCUGAGGGGAAGGGCAAGGGCGGGGUGAUUGUGGAUCUGAGCGCGGACUAUAGGUUCGAGGAGGGGUGGACGUACGGCCUGCCGGAGCUCUACUCGCGCGACUCCAUCCGCGGCGCAACACGUAUCUCCAACCCGGGAUGCUACGCCACCGCGGUUCAGCUCCUCUGCGCGCCGCUGCUCCCGCACCUCGCGCCUGGCACGCAGCCGACUGUGUUCGGCGUGUCGGGGUACAGCGGCGCGGGGACGGUCGCGGGCCCGCCCGGGCCGGAUGGUGUGCUGACGACGGCGCCCAAGGUGACGCCCGAGAGCCUGCGGAACGCGAUCAGGCCGUAUGCGCUCACGGACCACAUACACGAGCGCGAGGCGGGGCGCCAUCUGUCGUCCCUCCUUGGGGAUGGGGAAGUGAAGGUGGCGUUUGUGCCGGCGGUGGCGCCGUGGUUCAGCGGGAUCAUUGCGACGCUGUCGAUGCCCCUGUCGGGCAAGCUUACGGCGCGGGAUGUGAGGGCGCUGUUUGAGGAGAAGUAUGGCGGGGAGAGGCUGGUGAGCGUUAAGAGCGAGGUGCCAGGGUUGGGGGACAUUGAGGGCAGGAACGGGUUUGUUGUUGGUGGGUUCCAGGUGCAUAGUUCUGGGGAGAGGGCUGUUGUUGUGGGCGGUUUGGAUAAUCUGCUCAAGGGUGCUGCGACGCAGUGCUUGCAGAACUUGAACCUGGCGCUCGGCUAUGACGAGUAUGCCGGUAUCGACCCUUAG
This is a messenger RNA of Coniophora puteana RWD-64-598 SS2, 2667 nucleotides long. Its product is annotated as bifunctional acetylglutamate kinase/N-acetyl-gamma-glutamyl-phosphate reductase. Gene Ontology annotation, molecular function: acetylglutamate kinase activity; arginine binding; N-acetyl-gamma-glutamyl-phosphate reductase (NADP+) activity. The coding region runs from base 1 to 2667 and encodes 888 amino acids. The record is from RefSeq and is a predicted model, not a curated record. Lineage: Eukaryota; Fungi; Basidiomycota; Agaricomycetes; Boletales; Coniophoraceae. Gene Ontology annotation, cellular component: mitochondrion; cytoplasm; mitochondrial matrix. Gene Ontology annotation, biological process: L-arginine biosynthetic process. The transcript is spliced from 7 exons.